AUAGCUAACCAGGUUUUGGAAUUUCAGCCACCUUUGACCUUGACUGCAAUAAACUACAACUCUACGACAAACCGUCAGAUCUCACCGUCAAAUCACCGUUACAUAUUUGGACGGAGAAAUCGUCACGUUUUUUCAACUCCCAAUAAAUUUAUAUCCCAUACCCAGUUAUCGUUUCUUGUUUUUCCUUCCGUUUUCCAUCUGUAUCUCUCUAAUUAUAGACACAUCCCAAACAAAUUUUAAAUGAUCUUGAUCUCAAAUUUGUGUUAAAAGGGCGUAAUCUUGAUCAUAAUUUAAGCAGUUUUAAAGACAUGGGUGUUGAUCUUGAAUCUUUAUCCGAGGCCACCUCAGGUGCCAUUGGUUCUUUACUCAGUACUACCAUUUUAUACCCUCUUGAUACUUGUAAAACCAAAUACCAAGCCGAGGUUCGUGCUCAUGGUCAGCGUAAAUACAGGCACCUUUCUGAUGUUUUAUUGGAAGCUAUAUCCAACGGACGGAUAUUUUCACUAUACCAAGGCCUAUGGACAAAAAAUUUGCAGUCUUUCAUUUCACAGUUUGUCUACUUCUACGGGUAUAGCUACUUUAAAAGACUGUAUCUGACAAAAAGUGGUUCCAAAAGGAUUGGAACAAAAGCAAACUUGGUUAUUGCUGCUGUUGCUGGCGCUUGCACCGCCAUUGCCACUCAGCCCCUAGAUACUGCUGCCUCAAGAAUGCAGACAAGUGCCUUUGGCAAAUCAAAAGGGCUAUGGCAGACAUUGACUGAAGGCACGUGGAGCGAUGCGUUUGAUGGCCUUGGCAUAUCGCUUCUGCUUACCUCUAAUCCCGCAAUCCAGUAUACAGUGUUUGAUCAGCUCAAACAAAAACAUCUAGCGGGAAAACAAAAUGCAUCAGACAAUAGUUCGUCUGCGAAAGCCCUGUCUGCCUUCUCUGCUUUUGUUUUAGGUGCAGUUUCAAAAAGUAUCGCUACAGUCAUUACAUAUCCAGCGAUUAGGUGUAAGGUAAUGAUUCAAGCAGCUGACGACGAAGACGACGAGAGUAAGAAAAAAACUCAACCAAAAUCGAUCAAAACAGUGCCCGUAGUUGUGCAAGCGAUCUGGAAGCGCGAAGGACUUUUGGGAUUCUUCAAGGGACUACAAGCUCAGAUCUUGAAGACGGUACUGAGCUCAGCAUUGCUUCUGAUGAUCAAAGAGAAAAUUUCCAGAAAUACUUGGGUUGUCAUUCUGGCAGUCACAAGGUAUUUAUUGAUCCCGACGAACAGAAUAAAAAAAGAGUGAUACGAAUUAGUUGUUUGUAAAUAGUUUGGCUCUGUUUGAAUAUCAAGAAAAAUAGACGAUAUUUUCAGAGCCAAAUUUAAAUCCUGAAUAAGUAUAUUAUUUGAAAUGUAGCUGAUCUUGGCAAAGGAUACAAAUUUAUCCUCAGGAUUAAGCUAUAAUAUAAUUUGUGAUCAAAUAAAAAUGCAUUGCGGGAAUAUCUUAGACUGUGAAGAAGAGACUAAUUGAUUGUAGUAUGUAUUUCAUAUUUAAUAUCAGUUCGUCCUUUUUCAUUUCA
Messenger RNA from Mercurialis annua (annual mercury), 1545 nucleotides. RefSeq names its product peroxisomal adenine nucleotide carrier 1. Gene Ontology annotation, cellular component: peroxisomal membrane. The record is from RefSeq and is a predicted model, not a curated record. Gene Ontology annotation, biological process: fatty acid beta-oxidation; ATP transport; peroxisome organization. The coding region runs from base 309 to 1271 and encodes 320 amino acids. The transcript is spliced from 5 exons. Gene Ontology annotation, molecular function: ATP transmembrane transporter activity; ADP transmembrane transporter activity. Lineage: Eukaryota; Viridiplantae; Streptophyta; Magnoliopsida; Malpighiales; Euphorbiaceae.